GGUAAAACGGCGCAAAUAUUUGAAUCGUAGAUGCACAAAUUAGCUAGAAAGGAUGGUAAAACGGCGCAAAUAUUUGAAAAAAAAAGUUGCCGGUAUUCUGCAGCACCCCUGCCAUAUUCCCUGCUCUCGCCAUAACUUCCCUGCUCCUCGUCGAUCCAUCUAACUUCUCCGUCUCCGAUUUAUUACGCCAUGGCAGCUGCUAAACUGCUGCUAGCUUGCUUGGGCGCCAUUGAUUGCUGCCACUGCCCACUUCCCACUGCCCGUCACCUGUCCCUCUCCUCCACUCCCCCUUUAAAACCCCCCGCCACCGCCCUCACCUCAGACACCUCCAAGUUGACGAGCUAGCUAGCUAGUGGCGGCGGCCAGCAAUGGCGGCCAAGUGGUGGCUCACCGCCUCCCUGCUGCUCUGCCUCGCCGCGGCCGCGGCGGCGGCGAGAGGGACGCCCCGCGGCGACUGCGACGACACCGCCACCUUCGCGUCCGCCGUCGCGGGCGGCGGCGGCGACGACGACGACAGCGCCACCGCCCGCGCCCGCGCCGGCGCCGUGGAGGAGGCCAAGACCGCCGACGUGUUCGGCGGCCGGACCGGCGGCGGCGGGCUCUUCGGCGGCGUCCGCGGGCCCCUGGGCGGGGGCGUCGCGGGGUUCGGCCCGUUCGGCGGGGCCGUCGCCGGCGCCGGCCCGUUCGGCGGGUUCGGUGGAGGCGGCGGCGGCGGCGGCCCGUAAGGUGGGUGGCUAGAGUUGCAACGUCGUGCCUACGUGGCUACGUUACGUGUGUGUGCGUGUAAUAAUAAGGUGCACGUACGCGUGUGCCACCCAGAACUCGUAAUCCUGUCUCGUGACUGGGGGCGUACGUCACGUAUGUAUUCGCGUAUGUGUGUGCAUCGGCGUACACGUGUCAAAGAUCCAGAGCGCGUGUGCGCGUGUGUAUGUGUGGAGGUGUGUUGAUCCAUCGGUGAGUCGAGUCGUGCCUUGAUCAUGUGUUUGGACUUGUAUCUUGUACCCUCUGAUGGUUUGCUGAGCUUCCAGCCACUGUC
Panicum virgatum (switchgrass) is the source of this 1036-nucleotide messenger RNA. RefSeq names its product rRNA 2'-O-methyltransferase fibrillarin-like. The transcript has a single exon. NCBI's taxonomy places the organism in Eukaryota, Viridiplantae, Streptophyta, Magnoliopsida, Poales, Poaceae. The coding region runs from base 369 to 725 and encodes 118 amino acids. The record is from RefSeq and is a predicted model, not a curated record.